AUGUCCAGUAAGCGGCGAGCCGUAGGCCAGGACGACGAGCCGAGGCCAAGUCUGCGCCACUGCCGCCGCCAUCGACACGCCGCCGGCCGCCGUAAGCACCUGUACCUGGUGCUGGAUGACUGGAACAAUGGCUUCAGUAUCCACAAGAUUGAUCCCGACAGUUUGGAUGACGAAUCACCUGCCGGUGCCGGGCAGGGGCAGCAGCACCUCCCGGAGCCCCCAGUGCUGCGGCUAGAGUCACCGAUCGGCUCCGUACCCCAUGACCGUGUGUCCUUCUCCGCGCUAGGCACCAAGAUGUUGGUUUUCAUGAACCACCGCUGCGCCCUCGUGUAUGACACCGAGACGGCGGUGGUGUCCAUCGGCCCCCACGCCCCUGCUCGGAUGCUGUGCGGCUCCGGCGUCACCGUGCCUGCCGGCGGCAUGCUCUACGCACUGUCGCAUCGCUUCUUCGACAAGGAGGAUCCGAGCUCGUUCCAUGUGAUGCAGCAGGAGGGCGGCGGCUGGUCCUGGAAGACCCUGCCGGAACCACCACCGUCGUUCACCAGCCGUCAGAUUGUCGUCUCCCACGCGCUGCACCCUGACGGAUGCACCAUCUUCAUGACCAUGGCUGACGGGGGCACUCCAGGCGAACCAUUGGGCACCUACUCCUUCAACACCGAGCGUUCGGAGUGGAGGAGCCAUGGGGAUUGGGCUCUGCCUUUCUUUGGCCAGGGCUACUUCGACAGCGAGCUGGACGCAUGGGUCGGCCUUCACUGGGAGGGCUACGUCUGUUCCUGCCAAGUCGCCUCCCGUUCCCGUAGCAGCACCAGCGAAUCAUCUAUGAUCCUAAUGACCAAGGAGAAGCUAGCCUACGACUACGAGGACUGGACCGACAGGCGCGGUAGCGCCUCUCUCACCUACAUGAACAUGAUGGGGGGCACAAGCAAGUUUUGCGUUGUACAGACCAUGAUGCCAGAUGGAGUCGACGACGAGGACCGGGACUACUGCUCGGCUCGCCAGCUCCGUUUCACCAUGUUUGGCCUCAAGUAUGAUCGCAGUGGAGAGCUACGCAUCACGAAUCGCCGCUCCACGCGCUCCUUCCUAUUGUCUAGGCAUAGAUAUAACUUAUUUGUUCCAUUUGCAUUAUGGAUUUAG
Miscanthus lutarioriparius is the source of this 1134-nucleotide messenger RNA. Lineage: Eukaryota; Viridiplantae; Streptophyta; Magnoliopsida; Poales; Poaceae. The record is from the annotation of a GenBank genome assembly.